Messenger RNA from Alosa alosa (allis shad), 924 nucleotides. RefSeq names its product serine/arginine repetitive matrix protein 1-like. Lineage: Eukaryota; Metazoa; Chordata; Actinopteri; Clupeiformes; Clupeidae. The coding region runs from base 1 to 759 and encodes 252 amino acids. The record is from RefSeq and is a predicted model, not a curated record. The transcript has 11 exons.
AUGAAGAACCCAGACCCCAAAAAAAUUCAUCAUAUAAGGAGCCCCUCCCCCUCCAAUCAUUCUGAUGUUGGGGGUGAGUCCUGGCAGGAUAGCUCACCUUCAUCUCCAAGGAACCAGUCCAUAAGGAGCCCCACUCCCUCAUCCAGGAGCCCCUCUCCCUCAUCCAGUCAUUCCGGGAACCACAGAGGAGGCUCUCGUCCUGGUGGUCCUCCCAGAGCCUCAAACAGCCAGUCCAUAAGGACCCCCUCUCCCUCAUCCAGUCAUUCCGGGAACCACAGAGGAGGCUCACAUCCUGGUGGUUCUUCUCGAAGUUCAAACAGCCAGUCCAUGAGGAGCCCCUCUCCCUCACCCAGGAACCACAGAGGCUCCCGUCCUGGUGGUUCUCCUUUAGCUUCAAACAGCAUCAGGGCCCGCUCCCCCAGAGAGAGGAACAGUGUAUUCCCCAUGGAAAAUGACAAAUUCCAGAGAUGUGUGAUGAAAAAAUUGGUGGAGAUCAUGGAGGUGGUGAAAAGAAUUGAGGCGGACCACCAAAGGGGAGGGACAUACCUAUUAAAAACCAUGUUGACCAUGGACGAGGUCCUCAUGUUAGAAGACAAGCUCAAUCAGGAGGAGGAGAGACAGGCUCUGUUGGCACAGUUAAGCAAGGUCGGGGGGGAAGGACAUAAAAGACUGUGUUGCAAAAAUUUUGAACAGAUUGAUGACGAAUGGCCUUAUGUCCCAUUUCAAUAUGAUGGGCCAUGGUGGGAAGACAGCUUUUAAAGCAAUGACUCUCUAUGGCGUCCUAACAGCUGCUGUUGAAAAAUGGAGUGAAAGGGCCACCGACCAUGACAUCGGGAGAGCUGUGGCAGACCAAUUAAAACAUGCGCCUGGACGCUCCGGUGGUGGAGGCUUUAAGAACAAUUAAUAAAGGGAUAAAGAAAGCAA